Molecule: messenger RNA, 476 nt
Organism: Mizuhopecten yessoensis (Yesso scallop)
Lineage: Eukaryota; Metazoa; Mollusca; Bivalvia; Pectinida; Pectinidae
Exons: 3
Source: RefSeq, a predicted model, not a curated record
GGCGAUGUCACGUCAAUACCAGGAGCAGGUGUUGUACGCCCGCUUAAAUUUCACAUGACACCUAACUGUGCAGCAGUGGAUUCUUGGAAAAUGGCAGUUUGUGAUGAAUCGUUUGCCCAGGUUGUCAUUAGAGGCAGAAAGGAUGAGGCUAUGACAAUGAUGAGAUCUGAUGACGUCACAAACAACAGAAUUACGUCAGACUCAUCAGGUUCAACGGGAGCAUUCAAUGUGAUUUUAGGAGAAUCCUACACGUACUUAGUCAAGUUCAAUUCCGAACUUCCAACGACCUUUUCUUUAACGGGGCUUGGAAUGCAGAAAGGAAAAAAUGUCGUUGUGGGCAUAUGUGUUCCAAAGGACGUGACAUUCAGGCUGAGCACUAACACCCCAGCACGGAAGGCUGCAUCUUCUGUAACAAGCCUGGCUGCGUUAAAGUCGGACACUACGGGCACAAAAUAUUUUCUCGAUGACGACGCAGG